Messenger RNA from Phacochoerus africanus (Common warthog), 1597 nucleotides. It is a transcript of the gene NECAB1, whose product is annotated as N-terminal EF-hand calcium binding protein 1. Bases 165 to 1217 code for a protein of 350 amino acids. Gene Ontology annotation, cellular component: cytoplasm. Gene Ontology annotation, molecular function: calcium ion binding. The transcript is spliced from 13 exons. Gene Ontology annotation, biological process: regulation of amyloid precursor protein biosynthetic process. Lineage: Eukaryota; Metazoa; Chordata; Mammalia; Artiodactyla; Suidae. The record is from RefSeq and is a predicted model, not a curated record.
GAGACAGGAGGGAGGCUCUCGGAGCAGCGAACAUCCGCUCUUGAUCCGGAGCCUAGCAGCGGGAGCUUGGGAGAGGGUAGGGAGUGCGGCGCAUCCUUGCCUGAGCCUGUGUGGCUGCCUAGCCGUGCUCUCGCCAGCGCCAUUGGUCUUCAGGGCUCCCAAGGAUGGAGGAAUCUAGGGAGACGUCGUCGUCCUCCAACAACUCUUCAGAAGAGCUAAGUUCCGCGCUGCAGCUGUCCAAGGGCAUGUCGAUCUUCUUAGACAUACUGAGGAGAGCAGACAAAAAUGAUGAUGGAAAAUUGUCCUUUGAAGAAUUCAAAGCAUAUUUUGCAGAUGGUGUUCUGAGUGGAGAAGAAUUACAUGAGCUCUUCCAUACCAUUGAUACACAUAAUACCAACAAUCUUGACACAGAAGAACUAUGUGAAUAUUUUUCUCAGCACUUGGGCGAGUAUGAGAAUGUACUAGCAGCACUUGAAGACUUAAAUAUUUCUAUCCUGAAGGCAAUGGGAAAAACAAAAAAAGACUAUCAAGAGGCCUCCAAUUUGGAACAAUUUGUAACUCGAUUUUUAUUGAAAGAGACCUUGAAUCAGCUGCAGUCUCUCCAGAAUUCUCUGGAAUGUGCCAUGGAAACUACUGAGGAGCAAACCCGUCAAGAAAGACAAGGGCCAACUAAGCCAGAAGUCCUUUCAAUCCAAUGGCCUGGAAAACGAUCAAGUCGCCGAGUCCAGAGACACAACAGCUUCUCCCCCAACAGCCCUCAGUUUAAUGUCUACAGUCCAGGUUUACUAGAAGAAGAUAACCAAUGGAUGACCCAGAUAAAUAGACUCCAGAAAUUAAUUGACAGACUGGAAAAGAAAGAUCUCAAACUUGAACCUCUAGAAGAAGUUAUUGAAGAGAAUACUAAAUAUCACAUCAUGCUUGUGCAGCGUCAGAUGUCUGUGAGAGAAGAGGACUUGGAAGAAUUCCAGCUUGCUCUGAAACACUAUGUGGAGAGUGCUUCCUCCCAAAGUGGAUGCUUGCGUAUUUCUAUACAGAAGCUUUCAAAUGAAUCUCGCUACAUGAUUUAUGAAUUCUGGGAAGAUAGUAAUGUAUGGAAUAGCCACCUUCAGAUGAAUUAUAGCAAGACAUUCCAAAGAAGUAAUGUGGAUUUCUUGGAAACUCCAGAACUCACAUCUACUAUGCUAGUUCCUGCUUCAUGGUGGAUCCUGAACAACUAGAUGUUUCUAAACAUUUUCUUUAUGGUUCCAAGUGAAAAACAAGUGUUCUUAUCUAAAAUGUGAACUAGAAAAUUCUCUGUACUUAUUAGUCAACUCUCUUUGGUUUUAUUUACCCUAAAAUGUGUACUCAUUUCUUAAAUGUCUUCUAUAACUUUAUCUUUCAUGUGUAUUUUAGCUCAACUUUCUAAGUUCACUAUUAUUCUCAAUAUGUGCUAAUGUAUUGCUAUACUGUAACCUAAAACCCAGUAGCCACAAAAUCCUAAUAUGUGAAAAAGUGUACACAUAAAGGAACAAAAUCAUUAUGAUACAGUGAGAACUUUUAUUUAGAGUAUUACUUCCUAGAACAGCUUUUGUAGAUGUCAUAAACUGUAAAGGUUAAA